This is a messenger RNA of Capsella rubella, 778 nucleotides long. Its product is annotated as ribulose bisphosphate carboxylase small chain 3B, chloroplastic. The record is from RefSeq and is a predicted model, not a curated record. Lineage: Eukaryota; Viridiplantae; Streptophyta; Magnoliopsida; Brassicales; Brassicaceae. The coding region runs from base 61 to 606 and encodes 181 amino acids. The transcript has 3 exons.
AGUAAAGUAAGAGAAAAGAGAAAAAAAGAAGAAGAGAAAAAACAAGAAGAAGUUGUAGUAAUGGCUUCCUCUAUGCUCUCCUCCGCCGCUGUGGUUACCUCCCCGGCUCAAGCCACCAUGGUCGCUCCAUUCACCGGCUUGAAGUCAUCCGCUGCUUUCCCCGUCACCCGCAAGGCCAACAACGACAUUACUUCCAUCGCAAGCAAUGGCGGAAGAGUUAGCUGCAUGAAGGUGUGGCCACCAAUUGGAAAGAAGAAGUUUGAGACUCUAUCUUACCUUCCUGACCUUUCCGAUGUCGAAUUGGGAAAGGAAGUUGACUACCUUCUCCGCAACAAGUGGAUUCCCUGUGUCGAAUUCGAGUUGGAGCACGGAUUUGUGUACCGUGAGCACGGAAGCACACCCGGAUACUACGAUGGAAGGUACUGGACAAUGUGGAAGCUCCCAUUGUUCGGAUGCACUGACUCAGCUCAAGUGUUGAAGGAAGUGGAAGAGUGCAAGAAGGAGUACCCCAACGCCUUCAUCAGGAUCAUCGGAUUCGACAACACCCGUCAAGUCCAAUGCAUCAGUUUCAUCGCCUACAAGCCACCAAGCUUCACCGAAGCUUAAUUUCCCUUUCUUGAAUAUUCAAGCGUUGACUAUUUUGGAAUCCAAUUCUGUAUGGUCAACGCAAAUUUUAAGAAAAAUAAUUAGCCGACUUCAAAGUUGAGAAACUCAAAAGUUGAAUGUUAUUUUUAUAUAUCAAUUUCCCUUUUAUUAUGUCUACUCGUAUAAUUUCACU